This is a messenger RNA of Salvelinus namaycush (lake trout), 657 nucleotides long. Its product is annotated as snake venom serine protease PTLE1-like. Gene Ontology annotation, biological process: proteolysis. Gene Ontology annotation, molecular function: serine-type endopeptidase activity. The coding region runs from base 1 to 657 and encodes 218 amino acids. The transcript has 2 exons. The record is from RefSeq and is a predicted model, not a curated record. NCBI's taxonomy places the organism in Eukaryota, Metazoa, Chordata, Actinopteri, Salmoniformes, Salmonidae.
AUGAGGACCAUGAAGAUCCUGGGCGGUGUUCUGAUACUCUCCCUGAUGUUGGCAGAGACCACAUUGGGCGACAUUCAGAAGAGAGUCGUCGGGGGUAACACGUGCAGUCCCACUGAAAGGCGAUACCAUGUCCGUUUGACAGCUAGAAAUCCAUCAGACAAAUUGGAAAAGGUCUGCGGCAGUUCUCUGAUCACCAACAAGUGGCUUCUAACCGCCGCUCGCUGUUGGCCUGAUGGACAAGAAUGGAAGAUGGGGAAGACAUCUAAACCAAAAGAGUUCCAAACAGUUCAGAUUGCAGGCUAUGCUGCCACUCCACCUGCUGCACCUGAAGCUGGGGAACCUGAUGCUGAGGAACCUGCUGCUGGGGAACCUGCUGCUGAAGCCCCUGAUGCUGCCAACACCAAAGUCCUACAUUGUGCAGAGCUGGAUGUUAUGAAAUGUGACGCCUCCGUGGCAAAGUCCCAUCAAGACAUCUUCUGUGCACAACGUGCCGGAGUGGAAACCUGUAGCGGUGACUCUGGGACAGGUGUGGUGUAUAAGAACCAGCUCUAUGGUGUCUUCAUAACUGAGGACACUGGUGAAGAAUGUUCUGCAGCGGCACUCAUCAUGGAUGUCUGCGAGUACAAAGAUUGGAUAAAUAAGAUAAUUGGCAAGUAA